AUGCCUAAAAGCGAGCGCAUCGUGCGCCUAAACUACCACUGGCCCGAGAUCCAACUCAACAUCUGGCUGAUUGUCGUCCUCUCGGGCUCAGCAACAUGCCUCGGAAUAUUCGCCUGGUUUAUGACGGUGCAGAGCCAAAUGGAUCUAGGGACGCCUUGGCUCUUCCCGUUCAUGGUAGUAUCCAGUGCCCUCGGCGUAUUCUUCAUCUUCCUUGUCCUUGGCCUGAUCGCUCGCCGACUCUUAUUACCGGGGAUCUUGAUCUUAGGCAGUUUUAUCCUCUUCGUGCUAUGGUUAACGGGCCUGAUUGAGACGGCGCUGCAGUUAUACGGCGUGGUCGGGAAUGUCAAUGACAAUUGCCAGAUCUACGUGACGGACAACGUGUCGCGUGGGAAUAAUAUCGACACGCUGGCGUGGUUGACUCAGCUCACCAUAUGUAAUUGCUGGAAAACGGCUUUUGCGUUCGAGGUUGUCAAUUGCGUUUUCUACAUUUGGAUGAUUGUGAUGUCCUGGCAGGUCCAUAGGGAUUUCUACCGAUAA
Molecule: messenger RNA, 537 nt
Organism: Penicillium chermesinum
Lineage: Eukaryota; Fungi; Ascomycota; Eurotiomycetes; Eurotiales; Aspergillaceae
Exons: 3
Coding region: 1-537 (178 amino acids)
Source: RefSeq, a predicted model, not a curated record